AUGAUUGCGGACCGCGUAGUGAUCCCAUCUUCCCUCCGACCCAUUGUACUACGCCAGUUCCAUGCGGCUCAUCAUGGUAUCAGCCGAAUGAGGUCUAUUUCUCGCAGUUUUUCUUACUUGCUGGGUAUCGACGGCGACAUCGACGACCUGGUUCGACGCUGUUCUCGAUGUCAGCAAGCUGCCAAGAUGCCGCCUCGUCAACCGCCAGUACCCUGGCAACCCUCGGAGAGGCCUUGGUCACGCGUGCACAUCGACUUCGCUGGCCCUGUUAACGGAAUCUCCUACCUAAUCUUGGUUGACGCCUACUCGAAAUGGCCCGAGAUUGCUCCGCUGAAUCCAGAGGAGCUGAGGACAGCAUUUGUGAUAUAG
Molecule: messenger RNA, 369 nt
Organism: Spirometra erinaceieuropaei
Lineage: Eukaryota; Metazoa; Platyhelminthes; Cestoda; Diphyllobothriidea; Diphyllobothriidae
Source: the annotation of a GenBank genome assembly